GCCAUUUUGGUUCAAGCCGCCCACCAGCGGGCGAAACCCUUGUUGCUCAAGCACGCUAGAUAUGUCCCGUUGUGCGACUGGAGGUUCUUUCCGCCGUGGAGCUUGAGAAUGGCUCGGGAGGGCACGCCAGUGGAUCGUCCCAGGAAAACGGCAGCGGAGCGCAACGCUGGACGCCAGGCUGCCACGGUAGUCGCGGACGCAGCGAUCUGCCGUUUGCAAGAGGAAGUAAAGCGUUGGGAAAAAUGUAUUGCGACCUGGUUGAGGCCCUCGGGACCGCCACGUUCAGGCCCGAGGUGGUGCAAAGGUUGGUUGCGGUAGCGCCCGACCUCGCGAAGUUGCUGGCAGGCGAGGAGUUCACGAUCUUUGGCAAGAAGCGCAGAGAUGCAGCCUUCCACUAUGUAGCAGCGGGUGUCAGAAUUGACACGACAGGGCCUGGGACCAUCCAGGGAGCGCUGAAGGGGCCCAGGCUUCAGCUGCCCAAGUUCGGAGCCGAGAGGCGGGUGACGCGGAGGACGGGGAGAACAGCGCCACCCGCCCCAGUCCUCCCACCGCCCAAGCCCGCGGUGCUCAUGCAGCACAGCUGUCUGCAGGCGCCCCAGCCUACCCAGACGGACGGGUGGCGCCAGGCAACUGGUUCGGCACCUGGGAGCCCAUGAAGGUACCCACCCAGCAGCUUGCGCUGUACUUGUGGCUCGGUGGUGUUCGACGGUGAGCUUGUGCACGCAUGCGCUGCGCACGCCUGUGGUUCGGCAACUGAGCCCCGUACCUUGCAGACAAUGCGGGAGGCCAUGGUAGUCUAGGAGGCGGUCAAGCAACGCAUCGCUCAGGACAUUCCCGUGCAGAGGAGCUCCAGUUGCGAAGCUCAGGGCAACUACAAGUUCUUCGUGCGCAUGCGCCGCCUUUUGGAAGAGCAAACCUUACAGAAGGUACAUAUCCAAAAAGUGGAGGAGCAACUCCGACUGUGGAGCGUGAGAGCCAAAGAGAAGCAGUAUUUUGAUGCGCAGGCGACGCAUUUUGGACAGAACAGGCAUUCCUGGAAUCGGGCCUCCAGCUAACGCAGUAUCAUGUGAGCAGCAAUCGUGAUUUGAAGCAGAUGCGUCUGUUUUCACUCAUUAUGAAUUGACAUGUGCAGGGCAGAAGGUGCAGAUGAUAAUAGUAGCAUACAGCCACGGAAUCUGAAUGCUGCACUCCAGUUCCCAGCGCCCCUCUUGUCUCAUCUGUCCCCUCCCAUCUCAGGCUCCCCCUCCCCACCCCGCCUCCCA
Messenger RNA from Prorocentrum cordatum, 1262 nucleotides. The record is from the annotation of a GenBank genome assembly. NCBI's taxonomy places the organism in Eukaryota, Dinophyceae, Prorocentrales, Prorocentraceae.